AUGGACCCCCCUGACAAUGAGCCACAUACUCAGAAGCUGAGCAAGGACCCGCAUGAAGCUGACAUCCCAGACUACCCAGGCAUCAAUCCCAAGAACCAGGCAGAGGCUGAUGCGAAGGACCCUCGUCGGGAGCCGCGGGGCUCGGACAAGGCCGAGAAGCCACCCGGAAACUGGCCCGGCAUGAAAACUGACCGCCUGAGCGGCGACUUCCCUGAAGACGUCCCAGCUUCCACACAGCGCUCUGGCGGCGACAACACGCCUCCAGCGGAGGUGAAGGGAGGCCCGACUGGAGGCCAGUUUACAGAGGAGACCGACAUCAAGGAUGUGGCCGACCCGGCAGGCAUCAAGUGGGGCGAGAAGCCAGAUGCGCCGGUGGACCCAAAGACAGCCUACCAGAACAGAUGA
Messenger RNA from Coccomyxa subellipsoidea C-169, 405 nucleotides. RefSeq lists its product as hypothetical. The transcript has 3 exons. Lineage: Eukaryota; Viridiplantae; Chlorophyta; Trebouxiophyceae; Coccomyxaceae. The record is from RefSeq and is a predicted model, not a curated record. Bases 1 to 405 code for a protein of 134 amino acids.